This is a messenger RNA of Rotaria sp. Silwood2, 291 nucleotides long. The record is from the annotation of a GenBank genome assembly. Lineage: Eukaryota; Metazoa; Rotifera; Eurotatoria; Philodinida; Philodinidae.
UUGAAAAUAAAAAUAAGUAAUAAUAUUGAUAAAUCGGAAUCAUCACUAGAUUUUGAACGUGUUGCAACACGGAAUAUAUCUGCUGUUGAACAUUUCAGUCCGGAAAUACGCCAAAUGCUUGAUAAUGCAAUUACGUACUAUUCAUUUUGUUUAUCGAAAGAUCAACUUCUUGAAGAUAAUCAACGACAAUUUCCAUCUAUUCAAGCUUUUCCAGUUCAAUUCGGAAAAAAACAUGCUCAACAAUCGGAUCCCAAUAGACCAGGUAGAAAAUUCGGAGUUGUGAAAGACUAG